Lepus europaeus (European hare) is the source of this 755-nucleotide messenger RNA. RefSeq names its product nucleoside diphosphate kinase A. Lineage: Eukaryota; Metazoa; Chordata; Mammalia; Lagomorpha; Leporidae. Gene Ontology annotation, molecular function: nucleoside diphosphate kinase activity. The record is from RefSeq and is a predicted model, not a curated record. The transcript has 5 exons. The coding region runs from base 116 to 574 and encodes 152 amino acids. Gene Ontology annotation, biological process: GTP biosynthetic process; UTP biosynthetic process; CTP biosynthetic process.
GCCUUGCGAAUAAACGUUCCGCGCGUGUGGGUGCUGGGAGCCGCGUGGGGUCGGGACGCGUUUCCGGUGCCGGCGACAGCGGCCGGAGCUGAAGCCCAAGCAGCUGCAGGGGACCAUGGCCAACACCGAGCGCACCUUCAUUGCCAUCAAGCCCGACGGGGUUCAGCGGGGGCUUGUGGGAGAGAUCAUCAAACGUUUUGAGCAGAAGGGCUUCCGCCUCGUUAGUCUGAAAUUAAUGCAGGCAUCCGAAGACCUCCUCAGGGAACACUACAUCGACCUGAAGGACCGUCCGUUCUUUCCCGGCCUUGUGAAAUACAUGCACUCGGGACCCGUGGUCGCCAUGGUCUGGGAGGGGCUGAACGUGGUGAAGACAGGCCGAGUGAUGCUCGGGGAGACCAACCCUGCGGACUCCAAGCCGGGCACCAUCCGCGGGGACUUGUGCAUCCAGGUUGGCAGGAACAUCAUUCAUGGCAGCGAUUCUGUGGAGAGUGCCGAGAAGGAGAUCAGCCUGUGGUUUCAGCCCGAGGAGCUAGUGGAUUACAAGAGUUGUGCUCAGGACUGGAUCUACGAGUGACAGGAGGUGGAUGCCUUUCCCAGCCACUUCCCCUCCUUCCUGUGGAGAGAGGACCAGACUGUAGCAAACCUAGUUAUUUCCAGAAUUUCCUUAUAAUCUGGAGGGGAACUCUUGGAGCUGUGAGUGCUCCCUGUACAGUGUUAUGUGCUCCCAUCAGAUUAAAAUGUUUCAUCCCAAUGUA